GGGAGGGUGUAGAAAAUAUUGUUGAAAACAAAUUCUUAUUUUAACAGUAGCAAAAGUAGCAGCAGCAGCUAGUCGACGGUCGCAAGAACAAUACAACACGUAGAUUGAAAACGGUUAUCAAGAGAGCAGAAAAGAAAAAUAUUUUAUAGAAUUUUUCUGAGAAUGUCAUUAACCGUGGAAAGUGUAGCUACCACAGUGUAUGAGGGUCAAAAGCCUGGUACUAGUGGAUUACGCAAAAAGGUUAAAGUUUUUACUCAACCCAAUUAUACUGAAAAUUUUGUCCAAUGUAUUUUGGAUGCCAAUGGUGAAGCCCUUAAGGGAUCUACUUUGGUAGUGGGUGGUGAUGGCCGCUUCUAUUGCAAAGAGGCUGCUGAAAUUAUCAUACGCAUGUGUGCUGCUAAUGGUGUCUCCAAACUUUUGGUGGGUCAAAAUGGCAUCCUUUCCACCCCCGCUGUUUCUAGUUUGAUUCGCCAUAACAAGGCUUUGGGUGGCAUUGUUUUAACCGCUUCCCACAAUCCUGGCGGUCCCGAAAAUGAUUUCGGUAUUAAAUUUAAUUGUGAAAAUGGUGGCCCAGCACCUGAUGCUUUCACCAACAAAAUCUAUGAACUCUCUUUGGGCAUUAAAGCUUACAAAAUUGUCAAGGGUCUACAGGUGGAUAUCAGUAAAGUAGGUUCCAAUACAUUCACCGUCAAUAAUCAACCAUUUGUGGUGGAAGUUAUUGAUUCGGUAGCCAAUUAUGUUAAUCACAUGAAGGAAAUCUUUGAUUUCGCAAAAUUGCGUGAUUAUGUUAGUGGGAAGACAACGGGUAAACCUUUGAAAAUGCGCAUUGAUUCUUUGAAUGGUGUUACGGGAUCCUAUGUACGUGAAAUUUUCCUUAAUUGUUUGGGUGCUGCUGAGAAUUGUGUGGUGCACACCACACCUUUGCCCGAUUUUGGCGGUUUACAUCCUGAUCCAAAUUUGACUUAUGCCAAGGAUUUGGUGGAUGCUGUUGCCAAUGGUGAUUAUGAUAUUGGUGCAGCUUUUGAUGGUGAUGGUGACCGCAAUAUGAUUAUUGGCCAUAAGGCUUUCUUUGUUACACCCAGUGAUUCUUUGGCAGCUAUUGCCCAUUACUUAGAAUGUAUACCCUAUUUCCAAAAGAAUGGCAUACAAGGUUUUGCCAGAAGUAUGCCUACUGCCUCCGCCGUCGAUUUGGUAGGCAAGAAAUUGGGUAAAGAAAUCUUUGAGGUUCCCACUGGUUGGAAAUAUUUUGGCAAUUUAAUGGAUGCUGGUCGUUUGUGUUUGUGUGGUGAAGAAAGUUUCGGUACUGGUUCCAAUCAUAUACGUGAAAAGGAUGGUAUUUGGGCUGUUUUAGCCUGGUUGUCCAUUAUGCAACAUACUGGCAAGGGUAUUGAGGAUAUUUUAAAGAAUCAUUGGUCUAUUUAUGGUCGCAACUACUUUACACGUUAUGAUUAUGAAGAAUGUGAUUUGGAACCCUGCAAUCAAAUGAUGGCCACCAUGGAAAAGACCAUUACAGAUCCCUCUUUUGCUGGUAAGGAAUUCUCUAGUGGAGGCAAAAGCUAUAAGGUUAAGGUAGCUGAUAACUUUGCCUAUACCGAUCCUGUCGACAAGUCAGUGGCUACUAAACAAGGUUUGCGUAUAGUAUUUGAAGAUGGUAGUCGUAUUGUCAUGCGUCUCAGUGGUACUGGCAGUUCGGGUGCCACCGUACGUUUAUACAUCGAUUCCUAUGAAAAAGACAAUGUUUUAGGUCAGGCUAGUGUUAUGUUAAAACCUUUGAUUGACAUUGCCUUGGAAAUUUCUCAACUGCCUAAAUUCACUGGCCGCAAUGCUCCCACCGUUAUCACAUAAAUCCUUAACUUAAGCACAAAUAUUAAUUACCUCGUCAUUGUUGUUGUUUAAGACGACCGUUUAAGAAACUAAUAAAACAAAACUCUACCUCAUUUUGUUAAAGAGGUAAAAUUUA
Lucilia cuprina (Australian sheep blowfly) is the source of this 1960-nucleotide messenger RNA. RefSeq names its product phosphoglucomutase (gene Pgm1). Gene Ontology annotation, molecular function: magnesium ion binding; phosphoglucomutase activity. Bases 163 to 1845 code for a protein of 560 amino acids. Gene Ontology annotation, cellular component: cytosol. The record is from RefSeq and is a predicted model, not a curated record. NCBI's taxonomy places the organism in Eukaryota, Metazoa, Arthropoda, Insecta, Diptera, Calliphoridae. The transcript is spliced from 7 exons. Gene Ontology annotation, biological process: carbohydrate metabolic process.